CCAAAAACGUGACAAACAAAACGCUGACUUGUUCAUCCUCUCUUCUUCCUUCCCUCCGUCUCAACUGGCAAUGGUUCCCCAAAAAAUCCCCAAAUCCUUCCCCCAUUUCCCCUAAACCCCAAACCCUAAACCUCUCGCCUCCUCGAUCCCUCUCCCAAAACAUCAAAAUCCCAAAAAAAUUUAGCUUUUUAGUCAAAAUUUCUGAAUAAUUUCAACAGCUGGAGCGCAAAAACUCGGAGAAAAUGUCGUGGCUGAGAUCGGCGGUGAGCAAGGCGGUGGAGGUUGGGAACAAGAACAACCUCACCCGCACCGUCAAGAACUACGCCGACUCCGUCGUCCAGCACGCCGGCCAAGCCGUCGCCGAGGGCACCAAACGGUUCCAGGACCGAAUGGGAGGUCGGAGCUUUAGGAGUGUGAAGAAGAGUAUACAGCGAUUGGAGGAAGCGGCUGUGUCCUGCAGGGGCCCCGAAAGACUUGAGAUACUGAGGAGGUGGGUGCUGCUGCUGAAAGAGGUUGAGAGGCUAAAGCUUUCUCAGGGUUCUGCGGAAAAGAAGGAGAAUGCGCCGGAGCAGCCUGCUGUGGCCAAUGACCCAAACGAGAUUCGAAAAAGAAUCUCUCUGGUUUUGUAUUAUGAUUCUGAUAUUGGUGGCGAACCGAUGAAUUUCCGCGAAGUUUUUCUUCAAAGUCAGGCUUUGGAGGGCAUAACACUGUCCAUGAUUCUUGAAGCUCCAAACGAUGAAGAGGUUGCCCUGCUCAUGGAGAUGUUUAGGCUCUGUCUUACUGGAGGAACAGAAGUUCAUCAUGCAGUAGUGAGCAGUAUACAGGACCUGGCAACAGCUUUUUCAAGCUACAAAGAUGAAGUAUUGGUAAAACGGGAGGAAUUGCUCCAAUUUGCACAAGGUGCAAUUACGGGGUUAAAGAUAAAUGCUGAUGUCGUAAGAAUAGAUGAAGAAGCCUCUAGUCUAAAGAGGAAGCUUGAUGCAACAAAACCACCUCUGAAGCCCUCAAAUGAAGGUCAUGACAAACCAUCAGAAGAAACAAAAUUGGAAACAAUAGAGGCAUUAAAAGAAGCACUUACACAAAUUCGAGCAUGUUCCAGAUUAGAAGGGAUUUUACUGAAGAAGAAAUUGUUCAACAAUGGAGAUUCUCCAGAGAUCCAUGCUCAAAAAGUUGAUAAACUGAAGGUACUAUCAGAAUCUCUUGCUAGCUCCUCUUCAAAAGCUGAAAAUCGUAUUUCAGAUCACAGACUUCAAAAAGAGGAGGCAAUAAAGGUUCGUGUAGCCAGAGCAAGUGAAGUGACUGAAAGAGAGAAGGAAAUAACAGCUGAGAUUUCAGAGAUUGAAAAAGAAAGGGAUGAUCUUGAGGCAAAACUGAAAAAGGUUAAUAUCUCCUUGGCUGCAGCUAAUGCUCGCCUUCGCAAUACCAGGGAAGAGAGAGAACAAUUUGAGGAAGCUAACAAUAAGAUUGUUUCUCACUGCGAAACAAAGGAAGAUGAGCUCUCAAAAUCUAUUGCAUCAUGUAAGGUAGAGGCUGAUAUUCUAAAGACAUGGGUUAAUUUUCUCGAAGAUACUUGGGUUCUCCAGCGCUCAUUUGCAGAUAUGAAGGAGAAGCAGGUCAACGAUGAAUUGGAGAAACAUGAGGACUAUUUUUUGAACUUGGCCAUUGACCAUCUCUCUGCUUACAAGAAGGAGUUGGGGCCUUCUAUCAGCCAUAUUGGGACAUUUGUAGAGAACCUAAAGAAAUUGAGUGAGGGAUCAAAGAUGGCAUCUAGUGCAGAGAAUGAGGAUUCCAAAGUAUUAAAUCCAAUAAAUAAUCUUGAGAAGGAAUAUUUGGACCACGAAACCAAGAUUAUUACCACCUUCAGUGUAGUAGAUAACAUCAAAGAGCAGUUUUAUGGCCAACGAGCCGAAGUUUCAAGGAAAAAUGACCCGAGGGUUAAGGAGCUGUUUAUUGAUAUUGAAAAAUUAAGAGAGCAAUUCGAUGCUAUUGAGAGACCAAAUCUACAACUGGAGAAUCCAGCCCCAAAAGCAGAAACUUCAUCUAGUGAAAUGCUGCAGAGCGAUCCAUCUCACAUCCCAACAGAAAGCACAGGAGCACAGAAAGCAGGGACAAAUAAGCAGUCUGGGUCAGGUGCAGUCAGGGCAGAGCAAACGCUUGACACGGAAGCGGAACUAGCUAAGCUGGAAUCUGAGUUUGGCAAGGUUGGUCAAGACUACUCAGCAGAGGAGAUUAAUGACUGGGAAUUCGAUGAACUUGAAAGGGAAUUCCGUUCUGGUGAUUCAUCAGCCAAAUAGCCCAAUGCUUAUGCUGGCUAGGUGAUCGUUACCUGUGUAUUAUAAGCAUGAUAUAAGACUCUACCUGACCUCCGAAAACUUGCACAUACUUCAAUUUGUAACUUCAUUGUAACAAGUGACGGAUUAUCAAUUUGUUAAUUCUUCCUUGAAUUCUCGAACCAUUAUGUUGUAUUCUGGAAUUACAAAUGAAUGAAUGGUGUAAUUUGGAUGUA
This is a messenger RNA of Pyrus x bretschneideri (Chinese white pear), 2506 nucleotides long. RefSeq names its product rootletin. The record is from RefSeq and is a predicted model, not a curated record. Bases 243 to 2294 code for a protein of 683 amino acids. Lineage: Eukaryota; Viridiplantae; Streptophyta; Magnoliopsida; Rosales; Rosaceae. The transcript has 18 exons.